Setaria italica (foxtail millet) is the source of this 2199-nucleotide messenger RNA. RefSeq names its product glycine-rich RNA-binding protein RZ1A. Gene Ontology annotation, molecular function: zinc ion binding; RNA binding. Lineage: Eukaryota; Viridiplantae; Streptophyta; Magnoliopsida; Poales; Poaceae. The transcript is spliced from 3 exons. The record is from RefSeq and is a predicted model, not a curated record. Bases 167 to 793 code for a protein of 208 amino acids.
GGUUCUAGCAGCCCCCGAUGGGGUGAUUAUUCACAUCUCCCUAUAAAGCGCCGACGCACCCGGCCUUGCUAACCAGUCGCCUUUCCUCGAUCCAGACCCUUUUGCUAAAAAUAACAAGGCAGGGGCACCUCCGAUUCGACGUGGGCUUCCUCUUCCUUGCUCGCAGAUGGCUGAUGUUGAGGAGUACCGUUGCUUCAUUGGGAACCUGUCCUGGUCCACAACUGAUGAUAGCCUCAAGGAUGCAUUCGGCAAAUUUGGCAACCUCACUGAGGCAAAGGUGGUUCAUGACAAAUUUUCUGGCCGAUCUCGCGGUUUCGGCUUUGUAACUUUUGAUGAGAAGAAAGCUAUGGAGGAUGCUAUUGAAGGGAUGAAUGGACUUGACUUGGAUGGGAGGAACAUCACUGUUGAUAAAGCUCAGCCACAAGGUCCUGGUAGAGACCGUAAUGGUGACCGUGAUUAUGAUCGUGAGCGUGGGUCUCGUUAUGACCGCGGCCGUGACUACGGUGGUGGUGGAGGUGGACGUGCACCGCGUGGUGGUGGCGGCGGCGGCGGCGGCGGCGGCGGUGGGGACUGCUUCAAGUGUGGAAAACCUGGCCAUUUUGCUAGGGAGUGCCCAUCUGGGGAUGGCGGGAGAGGGGACAGAUAUGGUGGCAGAGAUGACAAGUAUGGUGGUGGCAGCGGCGGCAGCCGUUAUGGAUCUGACCGUGGUGGUGACCGAUACUCUAGCCGUAGCCGAGAUGGUGGCAGCUAUGGGGGCGACCGCUACAACCGUGACCGAUCUGGUCCCUACUGAUGGCCUAGAUCUUGAGCAGUAUGUGCCAUCCAGGUAUGAAAGUCUAUCUGCUAUUAUAAGGUUUGUUAUCGUGUGUCUGGAACUAUGUGAUCCUGUAGUUGGAGAAUUAUAAUGUACGGUGAGAAAUCAGUUGCUUUGUUAUGGACCAUGUUACUGACCGGUUUAUUAUCAUUUCCUGCUUGCCAGGCAUAUGACUUGGUCAUAGUGCUUGGCGCUUGGAUCCUGCAUGUUUGCUUGAUAUGCUAUUUGGCUGGAAUCUAGCUUGUUAAGAGAUGGAUUUUGUCACUGUGUUGAUGAUCUUGAUCCUAGUUAUGCUCAUGGGGAUUAACAUAAAUGCCUGGGAUAUGGGGGACUGGAUGGCAAGUUAGACGCGUCUGUGUUCUUUUCGGGGAAUCAAGGGAUCGACUAUAUUCUGCUUGAACAAACCUACAAGAAAAACAACCACCUAUGAAAGCAAGCGAUGAAUUAUCCGUAAGGGAAAAAUUAACUGGUAAAUCAUUUCAAUCAUUUAUCUUCAAUAUUGUGUUACAACGUCAUUCUCAAAUGACUCUUGUUUUGGCAGGCAUCUUUUUGGUUAUUUGUUCUCUUGUUCUGGAUUGGUUGCUACCGUCGUUCUGGACGGGUUACUAGUGUCCUAAGAUCAUUUCAGUUGUCCCAUUUAGUCUGGCAAGUGGCUCCAUGAAUGCAAAGAGUUCUUUGGUUCCAUUGUAUUUGACAUUAGCAUUGGAGGACCAAUGCAAGCAAAGAGACUGCUCUUUGGUUAGCACUGGAGGACCACUGCAGCGUAGCUUCCUGUUUCUGCCUCUCCCUCUUCGGUUGGCUUACCUGGUUAUGGUUCCUUGGACGUGCCUGGGGUCCUCUUCGGUGGUUAUGGUCCUUUGACGUGCGGGUGGCUGCCUAUGGGUGCUCCAUUAGCUGUUCCGUUCCCUGUGACUUGUGAGAUCAGAGAUCAUGAUCGUUCCCUCUGACUUGUGAGAUCAGAGACCGUGCUCUCUUUUGACUCUGCACAGCUGGUCUAUAGCUGCUUCUGCCCUGUUAUGAACAACCACUGCCCUUGAGAGGACUUCCGAUUUUCUGCUUCAUCCACAAAAUUAUAAUUGCUGGAUAAUCAACUCAUGGGAUACAUCAGCCUUGAUUUGCCCCUUUUGAGAGGAGUUUUGCUUAUUAUGUUAUCAGCAGCGUUUCAAUUAUUGCAUCGUCGCAUGGGAUACAUUUGCCUGGAGUAAGCUUAGUAUUUUUUAAGAUUCCCUAUCGGAAUGCUCGUCUUGCUGUUGGUUAUUAGCCAAUUGAGUUUCUGUAAGUCUAGUACGUACAAUAGCUGCAGCAUUUCACCCAUUUUGAGCAUAUCGGGUUGAUUUGUACUAUGUAUACGUUGUGUAUGCAGCAGAUCCAGCUUCUUUUUUUUC